ACGCGGCCUGCAGCGACCGGGGGGCGCGGGUGCGAGUGCGAGUGUGUCCGCGGCGCUGCGGCGGCCCCGGCGAGCGCCCGCCCGCGGCCCUGGGAGCCCGGCGCCGGCGUGUGGCCUCCGGGCGUGCCGGCCGGCGAGUCCCCGGCCCCCUCAGGCGGCCCCUCCAGCCGUGUGUCCGGGGUGGGGUGCGGGGGGAGGCCGUGGCGCGCCCCCCAGGCGCUGUGUGCAGGUGUGUGCGUGGGUUGUGUGCCCAGGUGUGGGGGCCCCCAGCAUCCCCCCACCCCCCGCGAAUGUGCGCGCGCGGCGAGCUGCGUUGGGUACUGACCCAGGCCCUGACUCCCUGAAGAGAGAUGAAGAAACCGAGAUUCCGUGAGGUUCACACAGUUGCCCGAGGUCGCACAGCUAGCCUUGCCUCCCACUCCUUCCUCCUUCCCACUGCACCAUGGCUCCGGGCCCCUUCUCCUCGGCGCUCCUCCCGCCGCCACCCGCUGCCCUGCCCUUCUUGCUGCUGCUCUGGGCAGGGGCGUCCCGUGGCCAGCCGUGUCCCGGCCGUUGCAUCUGCCAGAACGUGGCACCCACGCUGACCAUGCUGUGCGCCAAGACUGGCCUGCUCUUUGUGCCACCCGCUAUCGACCGGCGAGUGGUGGAGCUGCGUCUCACGGACAAUUUCAUCGCGGCUGUCCGUCGCCGAGACUUCGCCAACAUGACCAGCCUGGUGCACCUCACCCUGUCUCGGAACACUAUCGGCCAGGUGGCAGCCGGCGCCUUCGCUGACCUGCGCGCCCUGCGGGCCCUGCACCUGGACAGCAACCGCCUGGCUGAGGUGCGUGGCGACCAGCUCCGGGGCCUGGGUAACCUCCGCCACCUGAUCCUUGGCAACAACCAGAUCCGCCGGGUGGAGUCGGCCGCCUUUGACGCCUUCCUGUCCACUGUGGAGGACCUGGAUCUCUCCUACAACAACCUGGAGGCCCUGCCCUGGGAGGCCGUGGGCCAAAUGGUCAACCUCAACACCCUGACGCUGGACCACAACCUCAUCGACCACAUCGCCGAGGGCACCUUUGUGCAGCUGCACAAGCUGGUGCGCUUGGACAUGACCUCCAACCGCCUCCACAAACUGCCCCCCGACGGGCUCUUCUUGCGUUCCCAGGGUCCCGGUCCCAAGCUGCCCACCCCGCUGACGGUCAGCUUUGGUGGCAACCCCCUGCACUGCAACUGCGAGCUGCUCUGGCUGCGGCGGCUCACCAGAGAGGAUGACCUGGAGACAUGUGCCACCCCAGAGCACCUGACCGACCGCUACUUCUGGUCCAUCCCCGAGGAGGAGUUCCUGUGCGAGCCCCCGCUCAUCACGCGCCAGGCGGGCAGCCGGGCCCUGGUGGUGGAGGGCCAGGCGGUCAGCCUGCGGUGCCGUGCUGUGGGUGACCCCGAGCCGGUGGUACAUUGGGUGGCACCUGAUGGCCGGUUGCUGGGGAACUCCAGCCGGACCCGGGUGCGGGGGGAUGGGACGUUGGAUGUGACCAUCACCACCCUGCGGGACAGUGGCAUCUUCACUUGCAUCGCCUCCAAUGCGGCGGGGGAAGCCACGGCCCCCGUGGAGGUGUGCGUGGUGCCUCUGCCACUCAUGGCGCCCCCACCAGCUGCCCCACCACCUCUCACCGAGCCGGGCUCCUCUGACAUCGCCACACCCGGCCGGCCUGGUGCCAAUGAAUCCGCUGCCGAGCGUCGGCUGGUGGCGGCUGAGCUCACCUCAAACUCCGUGCUCAUCCGCUGGCCAGUGCAGAGGCCGGUGCCUGGCAUCCGCAUGUACCAGGUCCAGUACAACAGCUCAGCCGAUGACUCGCUCGUCUACAGGAUGAUCCCGUCUACCAGUCAGACCUUCCUGGUCAAUGAUCUGGCGGCGGGCCGCGCCUACGACCUGUGCGUGCUGGCCGUCUACGACGACGGGGCCACGGCACUGCCGGCCACGCGAGUGGUGGGCUGCGUGCAGUUCACCACGGCGGGGGACCCGGCGCCCUGCCGCCCGCUGCGGGCGCAUUUCUUGGGCGGCACCAUGAUCAUCGCCAUCGGGGGCGUAAUCGUCGCGUCUGUCCUCGUCUUCAUCGUCCUGCUCAUGAUCCGCUACAAGGUCUACGGGGACGGCGAAGGCCGCCGGGCCAAGGGCGCCUCCAGGUCGCCCCCGCGGGUCAGCCACGUGUGCUCGCAGACCAACGGUGCAGGCGCGCCGCCGCCGCCGGGCCCUACGGCGCAUGACCGCUACGAGGCGCUGCGCGAGGUGGCGACGCCCGCGGCCCCGGCGGCCGUGGCUGUGGAGGCCGAGGCGGCGGCGGCGGCCGAGAUGGCGCCCGCGGAGUCGGAGUCGGUGCUCGGACGCUCUCUGGGCGGCUCGGCCACGUCGCUGUGCCUGCUCCCGUCGGAGGAGACCUCCGGGGACGAGCCCCGGGCGGCCGCGGGCCCUCGGAGGAGUCGCUCCGGGGCCUUGGGGCCUCCGGCCUCGGCGCCCCCAGCCCUCGCGCUGGUUCCCGGCGGCGCCGCGCUGCGGUCGAGGCCGCAGCAGCGCUACUCGUUCGACGGGGACUACGGGGCGUUGUUCCAGAGCCACAGUUACCCGCGCCGCGCCCGCCGGACAAAGCGCCACCGCUCCACGCCGCACCUGGACGGGGCGGGCGGAGGGGGCGCGGCAGGGGACGACGGGGACUUGGGGCUGGGCUCGGCCCGGGCGCGCCUGGCCUUCACCAGCACCGAGUGGAUGCUGGAGAGCACCGUGUGAGCCGGGCUGGACGCCACUGGACGGCGGACUCGAGGGGGGCGGGGCCGCGCGCUCGCACCCGGGGCGGAGGGGGCGGGGCGGGGCGCCGGGCCCCUCCCCCUCGGACUCCUCGGCCCCGCCCCGCCCCGCCCCGCCCCCGCGCUCGCGGACCUCGCUGGAGCCGGUGCCUUACACAGCGAAGCGCGGGGAGGGGCGGGGCCCCGACACUGCAGCACUGAGACACGAGCCCCCUUCCCCUCCCGGCACCCGGGUCGGGGACGUGGGGCACCACUUCUUGUAUCUGGCUGGACUAGAUCCUAUUCUGUCCCGCGGCGGCCUCCAAAGCCCCCCCUUCCCCCUUUUCACCCCAUUCACUUGCCGGGUCCCGUCGGGUCUGACUUGGGGCUCCCCCACCCCCGCCAUCAUCACUUUCUCCGUUCCUCUCCCCUUCCCCCAUUGUCUCUGUCCUGCCCCUCUGUCAUCUGUCUCACGUCUCUGCCCGGUGUCUGUCUGUCUGUCUCUGUCUCCCUGCCCACCCCAGCCCCCCAGAUUCGGUCCAGUCUCUGUGUCUCUCCAGAUCACUUCUCCCCACAACACUGUCCCGGGCAGGACCCACCGGAAGGACCAGACUCUUCCCCUAUUCUUGUUCCUCAAACAAAUCCCCACAAGAACAAAAUCCGAAACCAAAUCCUUCUCCCUACCGGAGCCGGGACCCUCCGCCGCAGCAGAAUUAAACUUUUUUUCUGUGUC
This is a messenger RNA of Erinaceus europaeus (western European hedgehog), 3493 nucleotides long. It is a transcript of the gene LRFN1, whose product is annotated as leucine rich repeat and fibronectin type III domain containing 1. The record is from RefSeq and is a predicted model, not a curated record. Gene Ontology annotation, molecular function: protein binding. NCBI's taxonomy places the organism in Eukaryota, Metazoa, Chordata, Mammalia, Eulipotyphla, Erinaceidae. The coding region runs from base 443 to 2764 and encodes 773 amino acids. The transcript has 5 exons.